CUAUUCCCCUUUCUAAUAUCUCCUCAUUUAUAGAAUAAUCCUACCCCACGCCAACCCUACCCCCACCACCCCCUCUAUAAAACAACCAUAUAAAUCUCUCCAUUUUCUUCACCAAUUUAAUUUCAACCCUAAUAUAUUAUGGCUUCCAAGUUUUUUCAAAAACUCAACAUUUUCAUUACUUUCUUGUUGUUGUUACUAUUUCCGGCAGCCAUUGCUGAGCUUCACCGGUUGGAACAUCCGGCGUCGACCGGCGGCUUGCUUAGCUUUUUAGUCAUCGGAGAUUGGGGAAGGAGAGGAACCUUUAACCAAUCUCAAAUUGCUCAACAAAUGGGAAUAAUUGGAGAGAAAUUAAAUAUAGAAUUUGUUGUGUCAACUGGAGACAAUUUCUAUGAUGAUGGAUUGAAUGGUGUGGAUGAUCCAGCUUUUGAGGAAUCUUUUACCAAUAUUUACACAGCUCCAAGCUUACAAAAACCAUGGUAUAAUGUUUUGGGGAACCAUGACUACAGAGGUGAUGCUUUAGCACAAUUAAGUCCCGCUCUUAAGCAAAAGGAUAACAGGUGGAUUUGUUUAAGGUCUUAUAUUGUUAAUACAGAUGUGGCAGAAUUUUUCUUUAUAGAUACAACUCCUUUCCAAGAUAUGUAUUUCACAACUCCUAAAGAUCAUACUUAUGAUUGGAGAGAUGUUUUGCCUCGAAAAAAUUAUCUUUCUCAUGUUUUGAAGGAUUUGGACUCAGCAUUAAGAGAAUCAAGUGCAAAAUGGAAGAUAGUGGUUGGUCACCACACCAUUAAAAGUGCUGGACACCAUGGCAACUCUGAGGAGCUUGGAGUACACCUUCUUCCCAUUUUACAGGCAAACAAUGUUGACUUUUACAUAAAUGGACAUGAUCAUUGCUUGGAGCAUAUCAGCAGUUCAGAUAGUCCACUACAAUUCUUGACAAGUGGUGGUGGUUCAAAAUCAUGGAGGGGUGAUAUGAAUUGGUGGAAUCCAAAUGAAAUGAAAUUUUAUUAUGAUGGACAAGGCUUUAUGGCUAUGCAAAUUACUCAAACACAAGUUUUGAUACAAUUCUUUGACAUUUUUGGCAACAUUUUGCAUAAAUGGAGUGCCUCAAAAAACCUCUUUUCCAUUAUGUAAAACACCUCAAAAAAUAUGUUGAACAAAAAAUAAUAAUUAUGGAUUUAAUUUGCUUCUAAUAAAUAUUAUUCUAGCUAAUCAUUGAUGUAAUUGAAAAAUAGUGUAGAUUUUUGCCCAUAAGUAAUUAACUUUCUUCUAGUUGUCUAAUUUAAUUUUAAUGGGCGGAUGUAUUGUAUUGUACUGUACCCAAUAUCUUCUAUUGAAAUAUUUAUUUAUAA
Messenger RNA from Solanum dulcamara, 1349 nucleotides. Its product is annotated as purple acid phosphatase 3-like. The transcript is spliced from 7 exons. NCBI's taxonomy places the organism in Eukaryota, Viridiplantae, Streptophyta, Magnoliopsida, Solanales, Solanaceae. Bases 139 to 1131 code for a protein of 330 amino acids. The record is from RefSeq and is a predicted model, not a curated record. Gene Ontology annotation, molecular function: ferrous iron binding; acid phosphatase activity; ferric iron binding.